AUGUCUAAAGCACAUGGUCAGUCUUCCUUUUACGAAUCGCGAUCGAUAUACUGGCCAGAAAGAACCACAAAGUCGCUCGAGCCAGACCAGGAGAGACAACCACCCCCACCACCAAAUGCGGAGAUUGAUGUGAGAAAUGAUGAGGCACGGGAUGAUGAUUCGAGAAAUCGCAUCUUGAGGCUGGAACUGAUGUUUGAAGAUUCUCAAACCCAAACCUUGAUGCUCGGAACACAAAUCGAGUACCUUGAGAAUCAUAUCACAGAGCUGGAAGCACAAUACAUUGAGUCUCAGAAUCGGCUGAGAAUCCAAGGCGAUAACUCUGAGACUCGCAUCACGGCGCUAGAAGCAAAUGUUACCCGCCAAAGAGCACUUCUCGCCAGGCGAGUAGUCCGACGUAGGAUUCUGUCCAACAGGGAAAGAGUUCGCUUAAGAAGAGCAAACCGAAGACUUAGACGACGCUUGUUGGUCAUGGAUGCAGUGCAAGAUGUACACGGCUUGGCUGAUGGAUGGAGAAUUUGA
Botrytis porri is the source of this 519-nucleotide messenger RNA. RefSeq lists its product as uncharacterized. The record is from RefSeq and is a predicted model, not a curated record. Lineage: Eukaryota; Fungi; Ascomycota; Leotiomycetes; Helotiales; Sclerotiniaceae. Bases 1 to 519 code for a protein of 172 amino acids. The transcript has 2 exons.